UAGACGGAGAUUAGAGUAAAUAAUGGCGUUGAUUAACGCGUGAUUUAAUUCACGAGAAAGGCUAUUCGAGGCUACUCGUGCUACUUAUUUUCUUCGAUUCUCGCCAGCGGAUACAUCAUGAAACUCAAGUAUCGGGUUGGAUUCAAUAAAUAUAUCAUCGACGAACGGUCAUCCUCCUUUUUUCAAUAAAAGAUCGCUUGCCGAGAACGUGCAUCUCUUUUACAUAUAGAUGCGCGAAUCUAAGAAUCUGUGCACGCGUAUGAGAUUCGCGUGGAACUGUAUAAAGGCCUGCAAGACCUGUUUUCGCGAUUACCUCGUCCUAAGGAAUCUCACCAUACGUCCAUCAGGAAUAGAGACGCAGAGCAGUCUUUAUCUAUCCGUAUUCGAGAACAGAAAGCGUCGAGGAUCCUCUUCAGUGGUUUGGCAAAUUGAUCGGAGAAAUCGGGAUGCUGCCCUUCAUCAUAUGUUUACUGCCUCUAGUGGCAAGCGUUCCGCUAGAUUCACGAAUGAUUAUCGAAACACCUUCAAACCUAAUUCUGGAGGUCUAUAACGGCAUCUUGAUAGACAUUCAAUUUGUCGAAGGCUCUAACCGUACGGAAUUAGACCUGUCAAAUUCUUCUCUUCGUGGAUUAGAAGAAACUUCUUUCGAUAAUGUGCUCGAUGUGGAAUCACUUAUAUUAAGUAACAAUUCGUUGACUUCUCUGCCGGAUUUUAUCUUUUCCAAUUUGACAAACUUAAAGAAUCUAUCACUAUCGAAUAAUCAAAUAUCGAGCGUCCGAAAUCUGUUUAUCGGCCUGGAAAAUCUGCAGUUGUUGGAUAUCUCUCGCAAUCCCAUCAAACACCUCGGAAGAGGACACUUAUUCGGUUUUACCAGAUCAGUCAAGAUUCUCACCGACGGAAAUGUCCUUUGGAGCAUCAGCACGGGCGUGUUUACAAACUCCUUUCUCAAGGAAGAGGAGUUGAAGCAACUAACAGCGAUGAUGAAUCAAGAGAAUUUCAUGGAGAAGAGCAAGGAAAAGGAAAAGGAAGUCGACAGGAGUGCAGAGCGCGAUGUUGAAGAGCUAGUUGUAAAGCCUCAAGAGAUCGUCCAAGCUCUUAACAAGGAUACUCGAGUGAAAAUCUGCAAGUCCGAUGGUAUCGUGACAUCAUUGGCGAUUUUUGAGAAGGAUGAAGAGCUCGUUGAAGGAUGCGUUCGAGUAUCGGUUGACGUUGACGCGAUGCGAGUGAAUCUUCGCGAGCGGGGCAUCAGCGGUUUCCAGGAAAACUGGUAUCGAUUGCAAUCGCUGCCGAUCUCUUCCUUGGAUCUGUCAAACAACGAGAUCGUCGAGAUCACGAAGGAGACACUGAACGAUCUACCAUCUCAUGUGACGUAUGUGAACUUUCUAGGCAAUAGGAUCCGUAGGAUCCGGAGCCAAGUGAUCGAGAACGAUCAUCUGAAAAGACUCAACUUUAAAGGCAACUUGAUCGACGAGAUCGAAGACGGUGCGUUCGGAAAAAUUAAAUUACGUGGAUUAUUUUUGGCCGAUAAUCGACUAAAAAAUCUCGACUUCGUCUCCAAUUUACCGGAAACUCUGAUAGAAUUUGUCGUGAGCGGAAAUUGCAUAGCGUCUGUUUCCAACGACACUUUCUCCAAGCUCUCUCGUUUGUUGUAUCUCAAUCUCGACGGCAACGAAAUCAAAGCGCUGCAGAGCGACGUCUUUCAAGGUUUAGAAUCUUUACGAUCGCUGACGUUGACAAGCAAUAAUAUAACGACCAUCGAAUUUUCCGCUUUUAGAGGUCUAACAUCUCUCGAGACGCUCGAUCUUCAUCGCAAUUCUAUACGCGAUCUGCAAAAGGGCACCUUCGCCGAGUUGACGGCUUUGAAGGAGUUGAAUCUCGCCUAUAACAAUAUCACGGAAGCUACGUUCGCCGAUCUUCCAUCGUCCUUGGACUCUUUGCAUCUCGAUUACAACGAGAUCGACAUGCUCGAAGAAGGCAAUUUCGUUCAAGCUCCAAGAUUCACUCUGUCAUUGACCGGGAACAGAAUCUCUAGCAUAAUGAGUGGUGCUUUCAAUCUGCCCGUUCUUCGAGAUCUGUACUUGAACAAAAAUCUCUUGACGACUAUAGAAGGCGAUAGUUACGAAGGCCUGAGUCGUUUAAGACGCCUCUGGCUCUCGGAAAAUAAAAUAUUAGAGAUUCCCAAGAACGCCUGUAAAAAUCUGGGCAGUCUUUACGUCUUAGAUAUAUCCAAGAAUCCGUUCCAAAAGUUGGAAAAUGGCGCUCUUCAUGGUCUCAACACCGACUUUGGAACCUUAUACAUUUACAACAAUAGUUUGAAAGAGAUACAAGGCGGAGUUUUCGAUGAUUUUUAAUAAAAUUGAU
Messenger RNA from Camponotus floridanus (Florida carpenter ant), 2361 nucleotides. RefSeq names its product slit homolog 2 protein. The record is from RefSeq and is a predicted model, not a curated record. Gene Ontology annotation, cellular component: extracellular matrix. The transcript has 2 exons. Gene Ontology annotation, molecular function: protein binding. The coding region runs from base 447 to 2351 and encodes 634 amino acids. NCBI's taxonomy places the organism in Eukaryota, Metazoa, Arthropoda, Insecta, Hymenoptera, Formicidae.